Aegilops tauschii subsp. strangulata is the source of this 912-nucleotide messenger RNA. The record is from RefSeq and is a predicted model, not a curated record. NCBI's taxonomy places the organism in Eukaryota, Viridiplantae, Streptophyta, Magnoliopsida, Poales, Poaceae.
AUGGAUUCAGCCAAUUGGAUAAGGAGCAAGCGGCCAGGGAUUGCGAUCCCCAGCCAGCAUCCAUCCUCAAUCCUCACGACCGACGCGGGCGGCGACUGCCAUGGCCGGUCGGCCGUUUCUCCGGCAACUCGUGGAGAGACCACGGCCCGAGCGGAGCGCCGCCGAGCCUCGCGUUGGAGGCCGGAGAAGGCUGCGCCAGAGGACUCCGGGGAGGGCGUGCCGGCUCGAUUGGGCACAGGCGAAGACGCCCACGGCCGGUCGGCCGCACCACCGGCGGCAAGAGGAUCUCCCGCCCCGCUCGUCCUCGGAGUAGGCGCGACGCCGCGCGGACGGGCGCGGGCGCUCCACACGGGCGAGCGCGAAGAGGUGGCCGCAUCCUGCAGCGUGGUGGCCGCAUCCAACGGCGCGGGCGGACGCAGCGCGGUGGCCGCGUCCUGUGGCGCAGUGGCCGUUCUGUCCCGUGGAGGAGCAGCCAAGGUGCAUGGUUGGGGCACCGCUAGGGAUGUUGACAAAAAACAGCAGCAGUUGCCGCUCGAUCCGGUGCAAGAGGAAGUGAACGCAUGCCAUGGACUAAGGCCGGACUUGGACACAGCUUGUGCUCUGGCCCUGCUCCAGGAAGAGGUGGCUGACGGAGCAGGCGUGGAGUCGUCGCGGCCGUUCCACUACCAGCCCCGGCCUCCAGAGGUGAACGCGCGUCCUCCCGCGGCGUUGCCACUUCCCCCGCCACCAGGUCGCCCACCACCACAAGCUGGGGCGACCAAUCGGCGUGCCACCGACGCUGCUCGAGCCGAAGCAGCAAAGGUCAAGACUCUGCACGACUACAGAAGAGCACGGGGGCUAUGUUUCAAGUGUGGCGAACGCUGGGGUCAUGACCACACCUGCCCUACAUCAGUCCCAACUCCAUGUAGUUGA